AUGGCUGCUGCUGGUCUUGCUGCUUUGUCGGCUGCUGCUGGUCUUGCUGCUUUUUGCCGGUGGCCUCUCGCCAUGGAGAUCGGGGGCUGGCUGGGGAUGAAGCGGCGAAAGGGCAUGACCCGCUCGCAAAGCCGACAUGCGCGCCAUCUGCGACGCAAGAGCCAGCCUCUUCCUCCGUCCUUGCGCCUUCCAUCGGCUUUCCUCCGGCUUGCCAGCGGAAGCACGCCUGCGUCCUCGGGAGAGUCCUUCGUUGCAGCUCCGACCCCACCGGCUUGCAUGGCCGGUAAGGAAGCCGAGGGCGGUUGCACCAGGAUGAGACGGAUCGAGGCUGCCAAUGCGAGUCUCAGUCUCGAUCCCAAUCUCAACCACAAUCUCAACCCCAAUCUCACUCCAAUCUCAACCCCAAUCUCAAGCAAUCAGCAAGGCACGAAACACAUCCACAAACGCAGCGUCCGGCAGCACGCGCUGUGA
This is a messenger RNA of Polychytrium aggregatum, 471 nucleotides long. RefSeq lists its product as uncharacterized. The transcript is spliced from 2 exons. The coding region runs from base 1 to 471 and encodes 156 amino acids. NCBI's taxonomy places the organism in Eukaryota, Fungi, Chytridiomycota, Chytridiomycetes, Polychytriales. The record is from RefSeq and is a predicted model, not a curated record.